Symsagittifera roscoffensis is the source of this 1487-nucleotide messenger RNA. RefSeq lists its product as uncharacterized. The transcript has 7 exons. The record is from RefSeq and is a predicted model, not a curated record. The coding region runs from base 10 to 1425 and encodes 471 amino acids. Lineage: Eukaryota; Metazoa; Xenacoelomorpha; Acoela; Convolutidae.
AACGACAAAAUGAGAGCCCCUGUCAACACCAACCCGUGCAAAAUGGGGUUCCUGGACAAAGUCGUGUUUAAAAGCGAAUAUGAGGGGGACAAACACGACACGACUUACAUUCUAGUCAUCUACGAGAACGGAAAAGUGACUUCGUGGAGCGCCAAAACGGAAGAGGAGGUCUGUUCCAUAAACUUAAGCCCCAAUACUGACGAAUGUGCUACUACUAUGCAGGUGGAACGCGUGAAAUGUUUCUGGAAACCGACUGACCAGGCUUUUCUUGUUUUCCGAGAUUUUGACUCGAAUGGGAGUGGUGGGAUUCUGCAGAUAAUUAAUGUGGCUAAAGAUGGGAAAAUCAAUGAGGACCCUGUACUCCGAGAAAAUUUCCAGCGCAUCCUCAAACCAAACAAAUUCUCUGCUGCCUCGUCCAUACAAGUAAUCCAAGGCCGUGAACCUGGCGAAACUUUCUUGUGUGUAUGGGGAAAAAUGGGCAACCUACGAGUGUUCGACAUGCACAAUCUAUCAAACGAGUUUGAACAAAAAACUGUGAAUCAGGAGCCAUAUUCGAAACUGAAGCAGAUGCUCGUGAGCAAAGCGGGAGAGUUGUGCCUUUUCCAGGACUAUGGUAUAUGUGAAACUCAAAACAAGUUGACCGUCAUGUCCUUUCAAAUCGCCACCAAGUCUAAAAACGUAAACGAUAUACCUGAUCGGAUAAUAGGAAUAGAGAUCAAACUCGAUCGGAGCUCAAAUCAGUACGAAAUGCAGGUGUGUGAAAUAGAGUCGAGUACGGAGGCUAAACAGCUGUUCCAGAUUCCCGAUACUCGAAAUUUUCUGCUCUAUCAGCAGGAGGGAGAAAAAGGAGAAAAGCACAUCAUUUCUCUGUGGACCGCACAAUUCCGCUGCUCCUACAAAGCAACGAGAAACAAAGAUGUGAAGUUGCAUGAGUUGAUGAGCAACACAAAAGAAGCUGGGCCCGUGAACAAAGUGGUUUUUCAGUCGUUUAUGGGCGAUUCUUCUCGUCAAAGGCGGACGUUGGCGUUUGUCGUGUACAAGAACGGAUCUCAUGUCUCACUAAUAGAGUAUUCUUCGGAGAAUGACGUCACGGAAUUUCUGAUUUAUCGGUCGCUAGAGUUGUUUGACAAGAGAGACCAGGUGAAACUGAGUGGAGAGGUGGGAAUGCUGCCCCACUGGAACUGUCUCUACUUCUUGGUCGAACAGAAUGAAAAGCAGCCUGUCAAAAACUACAUUAUCCUCGUCAAGACAGCGACAGAUAAGAGCUCCAAAGAUGAAACAACGUAUCAGUAUGUGGGAGUAUUGCCGGGUGCUGAUCGGAAGCCCUUGAGGACCAUACUUGACCUUGAAGAGUGUGGUGCCGUGUUCAUGGACAUAUAUGAACGUGUGGUCCACUACAAAAGUACGGAGGAAAAACAGUCAUGAUGAAUCUGCAAAUUUUCAACAGUAUUGCAUUGAUAAAGGGUUAUUUGAAACAGAUUUAGUGA